Messenger RNA from Malaclemys terrapin pileata, 4754 nucleotides. RefSeq names its product mucin-2-like. Bases 48 to 4754 code for a protein of 1568 amino acids. Lineage: Eukaryota; Metazoa; Chordata; Testudines; Emydidae. The transcript is spliced from 13 exons. The record is from RefSeq and is a predicted model, not a curated record.
GCUUCACCACCACCUCCAUUCUACCCACCACCACUACUUUACCCACUAUGACCUCCAAGUGCAUGACAGCCGUCACUAUCACCUCCACCCUACCCACCACUACGUCCACUGACACGCCUACCCUCAGCACCACCUCUACCCUAUACACCGCCAUCUCCACUGACACGACUUCCCUCACCACCACCUCCACUGUACCCACCACCACCUCCACUUACAAGACUAGACUCACCACAACUUCUACCCUAGACACUAACAGCUCCACUGACACGACUCCGCUCACCAGCACCUCUAUUGAUCCUACUACCCUCACCACUACGUCCAUUGCGCCCACCACCUCUACUUUACCUGCCACAUCCUCCAGGGACACGACUACCCUCACUAGCACCUCCACUGUACCCACCACAUCCUCUGAGACGACUUCCCUCACAACCACUUUCACUUUACCCAUUACCACCUCCACUGACAUGCCUACCCACACUGUCACUUCCUCUGUACUCACCACCAAUUCCUCUGAAACGAUUCCCCUCAUCACUACCUCCACUGUACACACCACCACCACCACUGACAUGACUACGCUUACCACCACCUCUACCCGACCCACCACCACCUCCACUGACACCAUUACCUUCACCACCACCUCCACUUUACCCACCACCAGCUCCAGUGAGACAACUACCCUCACCAUCAUAUCCACUGUACCCACCACCUCUACUUUACCUGCAACGACAUCCAAGGACACGACAACCCUCACCACUACCUCCACCCGACCCACCACCACCUCUACUGACACUACCUCCCUCACUAUCACCUCCAUUAUACCCACUACCACCACUGAAAAAAGUACCCUCACCACCACCUCCACUGUACCCACAACCACCUCCACUGACAUGACUUCCCUCACCACCACCUCCACUGUACCCACAACCACCUCCACUGACACGACUUCCCUCACCACCACCUCCAAUGUACUCACCACCACCUCCACUUACAAGACUCCCCUCACUAUCACUUCAACCCAACUCACCACUGGCUCCACUGCCAUGACUCCCCUGAUCAGCACAUCCACUAUACCCAUCACCAGCUCCAGAGAGACAACUACCCUCAGCAAUACUUCAACUAUGCAUACCACCUCCUCUACUAUUAGGGCUACCCUCACUACAACUUCUACUGUACCCACCACAUCUACUUUACCCGAAACGAUCUCCAUGGACACUACUACCCUCACUAUCACCUCCACCCAACUUACCACCACCUCCACUGAUACGACUCCGCUCACCAGCACAUCCACUGUAUCCAUUGCCACCUUCAUUGACACUAGUUCCCUCACCACUACAUCCAGUGUACCCACCACCACCACAACUGAGACGACUACCCUCAGCACCACCUCCACCCUACCCACCACCAGCUCCAGUGACGCAACUACCCUCACCACCACCUCCAAUGUACCCACCACCUCUGCUUUACCCACAACAACAUCCAAGGACAAAACUACCCUCACCACUACCUCCAUCGCAUCCACCACCACCUCUACUGACACUACCACCCUCACUAUCACCUCCACUAUACCCAAUACCUCCACUGACACGAGUCCCCUCACCACCAGUUCCACUUCCCCGCCCACCACCACGACUGAAAAAAGUACCCUCACCACCACCUCCACUGUACCCACGACCACUUCCACUGGCACAACUACCCUCACCACCACUUCCCCUGUACCGACAACAUCCUCUGAAGUGACUACCUUCACCACAAACUCCACUGUACCCACCACCUCCACUGACAAAAGGACCCUCACCACCACCUCCAGUGACACAACUCCCCUCUCAAGCAUCUCCAGUGUCCCUACCACCACUAACAUGACUACCCUCCCCACCACCUUGACCGUACCCAACACCACGUCCACUGAUAUAACUUCCCUCACAACAAGUUCUACUGUACCCACCACCAUGUCCACUGACAUGACUACCCUCACUACCACCUCCACUAUACCCACCACAACCUUCACUGACACAACUACCCUCAGCACCACUGUACCCACCAUCUCUACUUUACCCGCCUCGACCUCCAAGGACACGACUGCCCUCACUACCACCUCCAUCCUACCCACCAGCACAUCCACUGAUACACCUACCCUCACCAGCGCCUCCACUGUACCCACCCCCACCCCCACUUUCAAGACUACCCUCACCAUCACUUCCACCCAACUCACCACCUCCUCCACUGACACGACUUUCCUCACCAGCACAUCCAAUAUACCCACCACCACCUCCACUGACACAACAACCCUCACUAUCACCUCCACUGUACUCACUACCUCCACUGACACGAUUCCCCUCACAGCCACCUCCACUGUACCCAGCACCUCCACUGACACGACUACCCUCACCACCACUUCCACUUCCCCCAGCACCACUUCAACUGACACCUCUACCCUCAUGACUACCUCCCCUGUACUCCCCACCAUGUCCACUGACAAGAUAACCCUCAUCCUUGCCUCCACUGUGCAUUCCACGAUGUCCACUGAAAGAAAUACCCUCAUGACCACCUCCGCUGUUCCUACCACCACCUCCAGAGACACGAUUACCCUCUCCUCUACCUCCGCUGUCCUCACCACCACCUCCACUGACAUGACUACUCUCACGACCACCUCUAUUCACACUUCUCCCAUAACCACCACCUCCAUUGAACUCUCCUCCUCCACUUUACCCACCAAGACUUCCACUGAGAUGACUACCCUCACCACCACCUCCACUGUACCCAUCACCUCCUCUACUAACAUGACUACCUUCAAGAACAACACCGCUGUACCCACCACCAACUCCACUGCGUGCACCACCAUCUGUAACUCCUUACAGAACGUAAGCCGUAUGAGGCACAGUGUCCUUCGUAUGCUCAUCCCCUCUCCCAGAGUCAUUUCCCCAGUCAGUAGUACCAGAACCACAAUUUCUUCUUCAACAGCCAUCACAAGCACCCUGAGCCCCACAACUGAUCCAUGCCUCUAUCCAAUUCCCCCAUGGUACCCCACUGGUCCUCCUCCUACAGCGGUUCCCUGCAAGAACGGUGGCGUUGCCAACCUGAGCCAGUGUGUCUGCCUACCGGGCUACACGGGAGAGCUGUGUGAGUCCCCAUCGCCCCAUGACGCCUGCCAGAACGGCAGCACAGCCAUCGGAACCAAGUGCAUCUGCCUGCCUGGAUUCUACGGCCCCCGAUGUGAGUCCUACAAUAGCUCCAUGGCCUGCCAGAACGAGGGCACUCCCAUCGGAACAGACUGUGUCUGUCUCCCCGAUUACUACGGCGCCCGGUGUGAAUCCUCGAACAAAACCACCACGGCAACCCCUGUCAUUACGACCACCACCACUACCACCACCACCACCAGCACCACGACCCAGAGCAGCACCACCACCACCACCAGCACCCCAGCGCCCUGCCAGAACGGGGGCACUCACAACGGGAUCAAAUGCAUCUGCCAAGAUGGAUACUACGGCUCCCAGUGUGAAAACAGCAAUUGCAAGAACGGGGGCACCUGGAGCAAUGGUGGAUGCCUAUGCCCGUCCAGUUUUCAGGGUCCUGAGUGCCAAUACGCUUCUGAAGUCAUCGAGGUCAAAGCCGAGGUGAACGUAACAGUGGAAGUGAAGUUGCAGAUCAUCAGCCACAAAUUCACCCCCAAGCUGGAGGACAACACAACUCAAGAGUACAAAGAAUUCACCAUGUCAUUCAAACUGCAGAUGAAGUUGGUUUACAACAAUGUCCUGGGGUACAAAGACGUGGAGAUCCUGAAACUGAUGCAGGGCAGCGUCGUGGUGGAUCACAUUGUCAUCCUGGCUUUACCCGUCACCGAGGAACUCAACACAAACUUUGAGAAUGCGUCUGGGCAGCUGAAGACGCAGAUAGAGACGGCGGCUGAGAACCAGAACUGCAACAGCAACCUCUCCAUGAUGUGUUUCAACGCCUCCUCCGUUGAUGUCUCCAAUGGGACAAUGCCAGUGUUCAACGGCACCGAGUACUGCCAGAAAGUUGCCCCUGAAGGCUACAGCCAGUUCUACUUCCCUAACCUCACCAAGUCUGGCUUCUCCUGCAUCUCCAAUUGCACCAAGAGCACCCCCGGCUUCAUUAACUGCAACUACGGGCAGUGCCAGUUGACGAAAGCCGGCCCCCAGUGCAUCUGCUCAGAGCAGGAGUUGUACUGGUACCCCACUGAGCGCUGUGCCACCCGCAUCAGUAAAUUGGGUGUCAGUCUGGGCAUGGCCAUCGCAGUGCUGGUGAUCGUGAGUGCAGUCCUCGGUGCCUUUCUGUUCAGAGCCAAGAGGAUGAAAAACCAGUUCAGCCUGCAUUCGGAGAAGGCCAACGCUGAGAUGUGGUUCGAGGACGAUGAUCUUGAGUGGAACACCACAGGGAGCUUCCGCUACAGGAACGAAGGAGCCGACUCCUGGAAAGGCUCGGAUGGGACCAGCUCCUUCAAGAUUAACAUGGAAUCUGUCCACACCUCUCUCCCGCAGGUCAUCAUGAGCGACAUCACCCUCAUGAGGAUCUCUGACAGCGAGAAAGAGCGAAUGCUCCGGGAAAGCCUCCAAAGACCAGGGCCGUAUGCCGCCCUGCUGUGCAGAGCAAUGAUUCCCGAGUACUUGCUUGUCUCGUGGCGUGGCAACGUGUCCUACUACGGAGGACCCAAUAAGGCCGCUCUCCCCAAGAACCUAAUGCAGCGGAGUGAGUGGGGCCGGGAGCACCGGACUGUUUGGCUUCUCCUCGCAGAGUAG